GCCCUCAGCUCUCCGGGCUUUGCACCGUGACAAGCCGUGUCUGAAAACGUUAAACGCGCGCAGUAGCUCAGCUCUAUCCUGCCGUUGACGGCGGUUCGCGAAGGAGCGCGUCGAUCCGCAGCGCCUGUGGCGAGCACGAGCCCUCUCGAUCUAGAGGCAAUCAAGGCCUGAUUCACGUCCCGAGCGCGCGACUGUACACAGAAACGCCGUCGCCGACGCCGCGCCCAACACCCCACUCCCGCGCAGGCACAAAACGCGAAAACUCGAGCCGGUCUCCGAGCCCGCUCCGCCGCAACACCGACAGGGUCUCCAGGCCCGCUCCGACGCAACAAGCCAGUCACCCCAGACACAGCAAAGACCAUGGGACAGCAAAUGAGCUACCUCCAGGACCAGGCGAUGGCCGCCGCCGGCUACAAGAAGUCCGGCAAGGACCAGGAGGCGGCUCUCGACAAGGCGCUGAAGAGCGCCGACUAUUUGGCGAGCCGCGGCGCCGACGGCAUCGCGGCGCUCAAGGAUCUGUGCAAGCAGAAGAAGGUCGGCGGGACCACGCUGCCCAAGGGCUGGCAGCAGAAGAUCCCCUUGCAGGGCGCGUGCAUGAACAGCCACAUGAACACGUCGCUCAAGUUUCUGGUGGAAGAAAUCAAGGUCGACUUAGAUGCUCCGGAACCGUUGUCGGGCGACCCGCCCAUCCACACGGCCGUGGCCUGGGGCCGCCCGGAGGUCGUCGCUUACUUACUGGCCAAGGGGGCCAACGCCAACGCCUUAGAUGCCGAAGGAUUGACCCCUCUGCAGGCCGCCAAGCGCCGCCAGGCCCUCCUCGAGUCCGGCGACGCCAAGUACGUCAACCGCUGCGAGGAGCAGGGCAUGGACCUUAAGAGCCUCCGCGAGGGCGGCAAGGCCCUGGUCGCGCUGCUCCAGGGCGUCGCCGACGAGAACGGCUACGGGAACCUCUCGCCCAAGGCCAAGCUGCCGUCCUAUUCCAACUUAUUUGGGAUGGCCUAGAUCCAAGGUUUGUUCGCGGAGGGCGAAACGCGCCUUCGCGUAGAAGAGAAUUCCCUACGCCGGCGGUCUAAGCAUACGGCUGGCUCUAGUUUUUUUGGGCGCCGCGGCGAUGGCGUCUUGGCUUGAGUAGUCCUGCGCCGAGCCCCCCGGACCGUCGCGGCGCGAAUCGCCGCUACCGCCCUGCGAGUACGCCUGGCCCUUCGAGU
Pelagomonas calceolata is the source of this 1208-nucleotide messenger RNA. The record is from the annotation of a GenBank genome assembly. NCBI's taxonomy places the organism in Eukaryota, Pelagophyceae, Pelagomonadales, Pelagomonadaceae.